Messenger RNA from Trichogramma pretiosum, 2370 nucleotides. Its product is annotated as ankyrin-3-like. The record is from RefSeq and is a predicted model, not a curated record. Gene Ontology annotation, molecular function: protein binding. The coding region runs from base 1 to 2370 and encodes 789 amino acids. Lineage: Eukaryota; Metazoa; Arthropoda; Insecta; Hymenoptera; Trichogrammatidae. The transcript has 2 exons.
AUGGCUCAAGACGAUCAAAUUUGUUUGAAAGAAUUAAAAACUUUGCGGGCACAGGUCGAUUGGCAGAUUAGAAAGGAGCGACACAAAUUUUUUCUGCAACUUUAUCCCUUAGUGAAAGAUUGGAGUGGCCAACUUCCAAAUCUCAAGGACAUUUUUCGGCCGAAAGAAAUCGAUUGGCUUCUCACGGACUCUAUGAAUCAUUGCGACGAGCCCGAGCUCGGCGAGGGUAGCAAGUUAUCGUUGCGUCAUACCACAGCACUGCAUUGUGCGGCUAGACUCGGUCCUGAAAAGUUCUCCAGCGAAUCGGUGAACGAACUUUUCCAAAUAUACGACAGAUUUGAAGUGAACUACACAGACAAACGAGGCAUGACGCAUUUUCAUGCGGCCUGUAAAUAUGGAUAUCACGAAGUCGUUGAGAAAUUUCUCGAGCUCGGCCAGGACCCCAAUUGCCGCACGAAGAAAUCGGGUGAUACGCCGCUUAUCUUGGCUCUGAUCUGGGGCCACGGGAGGGUAGCCGAGUUGCUGCUACGAAAUGGCGCUCAUUUACAUGUAGCCGAUGAAGAUAGAUCGACUCCUCUUCACUUGAUAUGCCAGAAAAAAUACGAUUUCGACUUGGUGAAAUUAUUCUUCAAAAUCUUCGAUGAACAACAUCAGCUGGUCAAGGUCAAUGCCCGAGAUAAUCAGGGCUGCACACCUUUGCACUAUGCUGUAAGGCGGGACUGCCGCUUCAAAAGGACGACUGAAUUGCUACUGAGAAGAGGUGCCAAUCCGAUUGUGGCUGAUAAGGAUGGAUCGACCCCUCUGCACUUGAUUUGCGACUUAAGCUUCGAUAGUGACGAGGCUUGCAGAGUUGAUAACGAUGGCCUGUUGGAGCUAUUUUUCAAGAUUUGCGACGAACAACAUCAGCUGGUCGAGAUCAAUGCCCGGGACAAAUCCGGCGAGACACCACUACAUCGUGCUAUGGAACGCCAACUCAAGAAGUCGAUCGAAAUUCUGUUGAGACGAGGAGCCAAUCCAAAAUUGACAGGUAUAGGUUCGGGCGAAAGGACCCCUCUUCACCUCAUUUGCGGAAUAAACUCGAAUAAAGAGUCGGCGAUAAUCUUGAAGUUGUUUUUCGACCUAAACGACGAAAUUCAUCAAUCGGUAGAGGUUGACGCCCUAGACGAUUAUGGUAAUACACCGCUGCACAAUGCCUGCUCGUGUCAUAACUUCGGGCUGGCUGAAGUGUUACUCAGAAGAGGUGCCAAUCCGAACUUGGUGAACGAGAAUGGGUCACUACCGCUGCAUUUAAUUUUUAAUCAAAGCUACGAUAUCCAUGUGCACUCAUUUUUGAAGAUAUUCUUCGAGAUCUGCGCCGAAAAAAAUCAGAAGGUGCAGGUCGAUGCCCGGGACAAGAGUGGCCGUACACCAUUGCAGUUGGCUCUCGACCAUGGCAAGAAGAAAGCAGCUGAAGUGCUACUGAAAAACGGCGCUGAUCCUAAUUUGGCCAAUGAGGAAGGAUCGACUCUUCUGCACUAUAUCUGUCAAAAUAGACUCGAGGUUUCAGUGGUAAAAUCCUUAAAGAUAUUCUUCGAGAUAAAUGACGAUCAAAAUCGCCAGGUUCUGGUCGACGCCCGGGACAAGUCCGGCAAGACACCGCUGCAAUUAGCUGCAAUGAAUUUGUUGCCGAAUGCGAUCGAUAUACUUUUAGAUCAUGGUGCUGAUCUGUCCAAAUUUGUUUUUCCCACCGAGAGUGACUUCGAUCAGUCUUUUCGAGAGUACAUUUGGAGCGGGUAUCCGGUAUAUUUUAAAGAUCUAUGUGAUGCUAUGGUCAUCGUCGAGCGACUGAAAAAAAGAGGAUAUGAACUGAAUCGACAUGACGCUCUAAUAAUCAUGAAUUUAUUCGCUAAGUAUGGAUAUUUUGAUAGGUCAGAAUCACUCGAAUUUUGGCUCAAUAACGAAGAGUUCGUGGAAAAUGCAAAACAUGUAAUAUUACGCGAAGCUGAUGAUUAUCAGGACGAUGAGGAGUUGUCGAGAAAGGCAAGCGACACAUUUAAAUGUUCGAGUUUGUCGCUUUACGAUUUAAUUCUAAUGCCACUUGAAGAGACGGAAAAACGGUUUACAUAUGAAGACUACUCAGAUUUUGCGGGCCACUAUUAUUGGUGUCAUAUGGAUAAAAAACAUCGUCAUGCUUGCUUUGUGCAUCUGGGUGAAAUAAUGUUGAGAGGAUUUUUCCGGAGCUGGGCACUGGAGCCAUUCUUGGAACUGACUCACAACCGACUGCCAAUUAUUUGCUGUGAGCUGAUCAUCAAGAAUUUGAUGAAUGAGGAUUUAUAUAAUAUUUGUUUGGCUGCAGAAAUUGCUUCAUCAGAAGAAAAGCAAAAUUUGUGA